Messenger RNA from Cucurbita maxima (winter squash), 1945 nucleotides. RefSeq names its product probable 26S proteasome non-ATPase regulatory subunit 3. Gene Ontology annotation, cellular component: proteasome complex; proteasome regulatory particle, lid subcomplex. Lineage: Eukaryota; Viridiplantae; Streptophyta; Magnoliopsida; Cucurbitales; Cucurbitaceae. Gene Ontology annotation, molecular function: enzyme regulator activity. The transcript has 9 exons. The record is from RefSeq and is a predicted model, not a curated record. Gene Ontology annotation, biological process: ubiquitin-dependent protein catabolic process; regulation of protein catabolic process. Bases 159 to 1622 code for a protein of 487 amino acids.
GAACUUUGAUCUCUUCUCACAUUCUCUGAGGGUUUGUCUUGCUGAAGCAGAAAUUUCAAGAAACCCUUGCUUCUUCAUCUCUGAUCCAUUUACACAGCGAAGAUCUUGUUCUUUCUCUCGAUUUCAGUUUGUGAGAUUUUCAUACAGAACUUGCGAAGAUGACCCAAGACGCCGAAAUGAAAGAGCUUCCUGCUCCAUUGCCGUCUUCGUCUUCGUCCUCUUCAACUUCCCCCUCAACUCUUCAGCUUUUGAAAGAGAUUGUAUCGCUCAUUGAGAUUGGUGCCUAUGCCCGGGAGGUUCGGCGCAUUGUUCGUGCCAUUCGUCUGACCAUGGCCUUGAGGCGGAAGUUGAAGGCUUCUGUCCUUUCUCAAUUUCUGAAUCUUGUUCUCCCCCCAGGGUCAGAGGUGAACACUAGGUUAUCGUCAUUUCUCCCAAAGGAGGACGACUUUGAAAUGGACGUUGACACGGCAACACAAGCUCCUGUCAAACACCCCCUGCCCGAGAUAGAGAUAUUCUGCUACUUGAUUGUGCUAAUAUUUUUUAUUGAUCAGAAGAAAUAUGACGAUGCUAAGGCUUGCGCCUCAGCAAGCAUCGCGCGGCUCAAGAGCCUAAAUAGGAGAACAGUCGAUGUUUUAGCAUCCAGGCUCUACUUCUAUUACUCCCUCAGCUACGAACUCACUGGCGAACUUGCUGAAAUAAGGGGUAACCUCCUAGCACUGCAUCGCAUUGCAACCUUGCGCCAUGAUGAAUUGGGUCAGGAAACCAUCCUUAACCUUCUACUUCGUAACUACCUCCACUACAACCUCUAUGAUCAAGCAGAGAAGUUGAGGUCCAAGGCACCCCGAUUUGAAGCUCACUCAAAUCAGCAGUUCUGUAGGUACCUAUUUUACCUUGGCAAGAUCAGGACCAUUCAGCUGGAGUAUACAGAUGCAAAGGAGUCUCUUCUACAAGCUGCUCGGAAAGCACCCAUUGCAGCUCUUGGAUUUCGAGUGCAAUGCAACAAAUGGGCAAUCAUUGUUCGGUUGCUGCUAGGAGAAAUCCCUGAGAGGACCGUUUUCAUGCAGAAAGGCAUGGAGACAGCUCUGAGGCCAUACUUCGAACUUACAAAUGCUGUGAGAAUUGGUGACUUGGAGCUUUUCAGAACUGUUGCUGAGAAGUUCUCCAGUACUUUCAGCUCAGAUCGAACCAACAACUUGAUUGUGAGGCUGCGACAUAAUGUCAUUAGGACUGGCCUUCGCAACAUUAGCAUUUCUUAUUCGCGUAUUUCUCUGGCUGAUGUUGCUAAAAAGCUUAGGUUGGACUCCCCAAAUCCUGUUGCUGAUGCUGAGAGUAUUGUCUCGAAGGCAAUCCGAGAUGGAGCAAUCGAUGCAACUGUCGACCAUGCGAAUGGAUGGAUGGUAUCGAAGGAGACUGGUGAUAUCUACUCGACCAAUGAACCUCAGAUGGCUUUCAACUCGAGAAUUGCAUUUUGCCUGAAUAUGCAUAAUGAAGCAGUUCGUGCCCUUCGGUUUCCGCCAAAUUCACACAAAGAAAAAGAAAGCGCUGAGAAAAGGAGAGAGAGACAACAGCAGGAGCAAGAACUUGCAAAGCACAUAGCUGAAGAAGAUGACGACGACUUUUAGCUUAUUAUAUAAUCUGGAAGAGACGGUAUGAAUAUUUGGUGCUUUAAUGAAUCAGAAUUGCUGGGCAGAAAAUUUUGAUGCAGUGGUUCAGAUGAGUUCCGCCCAUUUUCUUUAUGUUUGUAAUGCAACUCUUUCAUUCAUGGAAUGAUGCCCAUCUUGUACUUACCCUUCUGAAUUGUAACUCAGCUUUGGGAUUGCAUCAUGUUCAAGUACAAUAUUUGCUGGUACGAAGAUUGUUCUUGUAGUUGAUGUAACGUUGGUCGGUUUUACUUCUACUCCCAUCUCGAUGGCCUGCUGUUAACUUUAGCGUUGCAUUUGGUAAA